Molecule: messenger RNA, 1377 nt
Organism: Megachile rotundata (alfalfa leafcutting bee)
Lineage: Eukaryota; Metazoa; Arthropoda; Insecta; Hymenoptera; Megachilidae
Source: RefSeq, a predicted model, not a curated record
UCGAAGUGCCGAAAAAAGCGAAGGUAAGACGCGACCGGAUGAUGAGCCAACAAUGAUCGAGAAUUCAUCAGUGUUUUAAGAGGUCAAUGUCACUCGACAGCCGACGAACCGGCAUGGAUAUCUUCUUAAACAUGCAGACCGCAUACGAGACUCAGUGUAUAUAAUCCAGCUGGUGAACAUCGGAAAUCAGUCAACUCGAAAACUUGACCGAGUAACUUGUCUACAACACAAUGAAGGUAUUCGCCGCCAUCGUUCUUUUGGUAGUCGCGGUUUCCGCAGAACCGCCAAGAUUCCGUCAGCCACAAAGACAAUAUUAUUUCGCAAGACAACAAGAAGAGCCCACCACGGUACCGAACGCUCCUUACCCACCAUCCGGAUGGAGACCAGCUGGACCAGCUUUCAGUCUUCCUCAGAGAGCACCCCAGCAACAAUACGGAGCACCAACUGCACCUCAACAGAGUUAUGGUGCACCAGCAGUACCUCAGCAGCAAUAUGGAGCACCAAGUGCACCAGCAGCACCACAGCAACAAUAUGGAGCUCCUAGUGCACCAGCAGCUCCUCAGCAACAAUAUGGAGCACCCAACGCACCUCAACAGAGUUAUGGUGCACCAGCUGCUGCUCAACAGCAAUAUGGAGCUCCAAGCGAACCUCAGUCCCAAUAUGGUGCACCGUCGGUUCCUCAGCAACAGUAUGGACCACCAGAAGCUACCACUGAAGUGACCACGGAAGCUGAAGACGCUACCACUGUUGCUAGUGUCACUGAAUCUGAGUCUGAGCCCGUAAACUCCGUGAACGAGCUUGAAGACGAAGAAGUGGACGAACAGCAGCCGCAACAGUCCGGCGAAUACUAUGUAGCCCUUCCUGACGGUCGUCUUCAGCGUGUCCGUUACGUGAGUCGCCAGGACAUGGAGGCGAUGAAGUACUUUGCCAAGAUUCGUGCCGAAAAUGUGGAACCUCUUCGUGGACCCAUCUAUGCGUACGCUCCUCUGCAGAAGCUGCAAAUACUGCCAGCUGGAUUGCAAGUGUCCGUCGCACCGGUUGCACCCAUUGCCGCUACACCGGCGGAAUCGAAGCCACAAAAACUGGAGAUCCAACCAGUCGCCACCCAAGUGCAAUAUCAGUUAGAUAACCCUGCUGGUGUACUUCCGUUGUCCGCUUAUACGAGUAACUACCAGGUGCCUGCCACCGAUUCUAGAUACCUUUUGACGUUGCAGUAGGUCAAAUACUGUUUAUUUAUAGCUAAUGUAUACGUAUCUUGACGAGGACCGUGGUGCGUCCUAAUUUAACACUUGUAAAGUAAGAUGUAUAAAGUAAUUGGUGGUGUGGAGAUGUAAUUGUAGGCUAAGGUCAAAACGAGAAUAAAGAUGAUCAAUCGAU